Molecule: messenger RNA, 1191 nt
Organism: Oncorhynchus nerka (sockeye salmon)
Lineage: Eukaryota; Metazoa; Chordata; Actinopteri; Salmoniformes; Salmonidae
Exons: 13
Biological process (GO): cell-matrix adhesion
Cellular component (GO): cell surface
Source: RefSeq, a predicted model, not a curated record
UUGGUCACAGAGCUAUCCAAGAUACUGACAGGACCACACACAAUGAUGAAUGACAGUUCGGGUUGGCCUAACCUCACAGACUUGUUUGGCCAGCUUCCGACCGAUGGCUUCAGUGCUGAGAACCUUGGUGAUGAGAACUUCAUCCGCUUCUGGUUCCUGAUCAGACUGCGGCCCCUCCUACCUUCAGUGUCAGAGGAGUACCUAUCCUGCCUCAGCACUAGAGACUUCAGCUGUCAAGCCUACCAAGCCCUUGUCAUGGGGCUGAGUGAUCACAUCUCAUCGAUGGAUGAGAUGAGACAGAAACUGGUCUACACACGCUUCAUUCACCCAUUCCUCUCACAACACCGAUAUUCAGAUAUGAUGGGAUGUCCUUCCAAUGGGAGUUUGGAUUCAAUUAAGAGACAUUUUGGGAGAUUUUCAAUUUUCGCACCGCUACAGCACUUCUUUGAUGUGCAAAGAAACUUUUCUGCACUGGAGGCCCUGCCAGCUCUCUCUCCAAAGCAGUUAGCAGAACUGGUGCUGAUGCCCCACACUCCAACUCCACAGAGAGAUGACAUCAUCAACAGAGUCUUUGACCACCUCCACAACGACACCAGACUCCGAGACUUCCUCCAUGAGCUGCAGAUGCUAAUAAGAGGGGCUAGCCUUGAGUGUGAGUCUUUCACAAGCAUAUUCGACAGGCUGGAAAGGGCUGCUACAUCGGCCCCAUCUGAUUUGGGACCAGUCAUCAGAGACACACAGAACUCCGUAAUGGAUGCUGCUCCUCCGGGUUGCAACGUCGUUCCCUUUAAGUUUGGGUGCUCUAUGACCCCCCCAGUCAAUGAGAGCCACAUCUGUGCUGGAGUGAAUACAACUAAUCUGGAAAACUACAUUGCUGGCACGAAUAUGACCCUUAUGCUUUGCAACUUUACCAUCCAACAUUAUGCUUGCCUACCUCAGCGUACCCAGCUAAAACCAGAGCAACUCUCUGAGAUCCUGCAAUGCAAACUGUCAGGCAACCUGACCUAUCCCCAAAAAAUGUGGAAGUUGUUCUUCACCAAAUAUUCUGCAAUUCUUGAUGAGGCUCUUCACAGGUUUUCAAACAUGUCUUACCAGCCCAGCGGCCCAUCCAUCUCUCUGGUGCUAGAUGUAUUUGGGGAGGUAGUUAUUGACCAGUUUAGUCAACAUGACCUGAGAAGCCCAAACCACACC